GUGUAUGGCUCUGGGGAGUGGGAUUUUCCCCUUGAAACCCUUUAUUUUGCAAUGGAACAAAGUAAACCUUAAAAGCUUUACACCACUGUCAACGAUUUCAUGGGACACUGACCACGUUAAAUGCUUUUCUUAGAUCACACUAACAUGUUCAGCAGGACUGAGUCCUUGGCUUCAAUCAAAAGCAUCUGCGAUUUGGUCGACCAUGCUAACCAGGGCUGUCAUGGUAGAUUGUCCUUUAAGAAAGUCAUGUUGGGCAUUUAUAAGUACUAAGUAGCCUAUUUGACUCAAAAUAAUCAAUUAGUUUUACAGACUAUCUUUAAAAUGAGAGCAGGCACAGUAUGGCAAUAGGUCUUAAGUUUGACAGCUGUGAGAGGUCACCUUUUAUAAAGAUGGGGAUGGCCCGUGCAGUCUUAAGCAGCCAGGAAAACAGCAAUUUCUCAAACAAGGAGAAGUAAUAGAUUUGAAGAGGAAAAGGAACUUCAAUUCAUGCCGCAAGAAAGAUAACUUACAUUAUCUGUUAUAAUACUUAGAACAACGUUUAAAUCAAUUAAGUGUUUUCUUCUCUAAAAGUGCAAUUUAAAAAGAGGCAAUAGAUUUGAAGAGGAAAGGAAACUUCAAAUCAUGUCGCAAGAAAGAUUAUACAGUAUUAAAAAUCUGAUGUACUUAAAACAGCCCCUAAAAAAAUAAGAUGUUACCACUCUAGAAGUGCAAAUUAAAGUCAGUAAUCAACUGCGUAAAACAUAAAUUUAAAUUAUACACAACUUGAAUAUGGCUGAUGCAAUAUUAUUUGAAGAAGAUUAAACCUAGAAGCAAAUUUUUCUUUUUAAUAAGAAGACUAGUUUGACGUGGAAGACUAAUUUGACAUGAUGGGACAUAAAAGUCAAGCAAAAAAAAUCAAAUUUGCUUCAAGUAAGCUAUGCUGUAGACAUUUAUUACAAAACAAUAUUUGAGCAAGAGUUGUAUUAAAGUUGAUUGAUUCUUGUAUAUCAAAGAUGAACAACAGAAGUAGGCAUACAAAGCCAACCGAGUAAUUAAUUCUAAUUCUAGCAAGUCUUUAGAGUUAGAAGUAAGAAAUUAAAAACUACGAUGUUUAAGAACACUAAAAAACCUUCCCUCGAGUGUCCAAUAUGUAGGAAAAUGUGUUCAACUCUAUUAGGAAUGAAGGGUCAUAUAUAUUUACACACAGGUGAACACCCCUUUAGAUGUUUGUCAUGUGAGAAAACAUUUCUUCAACUACGUCAUGUAAAGUCUCAUUUGUUGACACAUUCUGGGAAGUAUCCUUGUAAAUGCCCUAAAUGUGGAAAAUCCUUCACAUCCAGUAGCAACAUGAAUAGGCAUGCAUUGAUUCAUACAGGAGAGCGACCUCAUAAGUGCAUUAUAUGUGGAAAAUCCUUCCAAACCAUUACUAGAAUGAAGGAACAUACAUUGGUUCACACAGAAGAGCGACUUUAUAAGUGUACUAUAUGCGGAAAAUCUUACAAAACCAAGAACAGUAUAAAAAUUCAUACAUUGGUUCACACCGGAGAGCGACUUUAUAAGUGUACUAUAUGUGGAAAAUCAUUUAAAAGCAAGCAAUGUUUGAAGCAACAUACAUUAGUUCACACAAGAAAGCAAACUCAUAAGUGCACUACAUGUGGAAAAUCCUUCAUAUUUAGCGGGCAUUUGAAGAUUCAUACAUUGGUUCACACGCUACUUUUACUUGUGGAAAAUUAUUCCAAACCAGUAGCCAUGUAAAGAGACAUAAAUUAGUACACACCGGAGAGCGACGUCAUAAGUGUAACAUAUGUGGAAAAUCCCUUCAAACCAAGAACGCUAUGAACAUUCAUACAUUGGUUCACACAGGAGAGCGACCUUAUAAGUGCACUACAUGUGGAAAAUCCUUUAAAAGCAAGCAAUGUUUGAAGCAACAUACAUUAGUUCACACAAGAAAGCAAACUUAUAAGUGCACUACAUGUGGAAAAUCAUUUAAAAGCAAGCAAUGUUUGAAGCAACAUACAUUAGUUCACACAAGAAAGCAAACUCAUAAGUGCACUACAUGUGGAAAAUCCUUCAUAUUUAGCGGGCAUUUGAAGAUUCAUACAUUGGUUCACACGGGAGAACGACCUUAUAAGUGCUCUACUUGUGGAAAAUUAUUCCAAACCAGUAGCCAUGUAAAGAGACAUAAAUUAGUACACACUGGAGAGCGACGUCAUAAGUGUAACAUAUGUGGAAAAUCCCUUCAAACCAAGAACGCUAUGAACAUUCAUACAUUGGUUCACACAGGAGAGCGACCUUAUAAGUGCACUACAUGUGGAAAAUCCUUUAAAAGCAAGCAAUGUUUGAAGCAACAUACAUUAGUUCACACAAGAAAGCAAACUUAUAAGUGCACUACAUGUGGAAAAUCAUUCACAACCAUUAGCAAUAUGAAAAGACAUACAUUGGUUCACACAGGAGAGCGACCUCAUAAGUGUACUACAUGUGGAAAAUCCUUCACAUUCAGUAGCAAUAUGAAAAGACAUGCAUUGGUCCACACCGAAGAGCGACCUCAUAAGUGUACUACAUGUGGAAAAUCCUUCACAUUCAGUAGCAAUAUGAAAAGACAUGCAUUGGUCCACACCAAAGAGCGACCUAAGUGCAAUAAAUGUGGAAACCCCUUUAAAACUAAGGACUGUCUGAAUAAACAUUCUUUGGGUCAUACCAGCGAGCGACCAAAAGUGCACUACAUGCGGAAAAUCCUUUAAAACCAACAGCCUACAUUAGAAAAACUGCAAUAUAUUUAAUGAAACAUUGAUCAUUGUACAGCGUGGUGUUUUCCUAAUAAUGUUACGAGGAUUUUAAAACGUGACUAUGCCAUGAAUUGCAAUGUUGUUGAUCCCACUUAUAGGAUUUUUUUGAAUCGGUAGGAGUCAACAAUCAUUGUUUUUUUUUUUAGUUAGAUUUCUUAUUAAACUUUUAAAUGAAUUUAUUAAAUUUAGUUUAUGAAAAUUGAGAAGGUCAAGGAAAACAUAGCAAUUAAUUACAAGGUUUAAUACUACAAGAAUAUAAAUAAUCUUACAAAGCAAAAUAUUGUAAAGAUAUUUGCUCCAUUGUUCAUCAAAUUUAUAUUGUUAUAAAGGGUGAUUGAGAAUAAACCGGGCAUUUUAAAAAUAAACAUUAAUCAUUGGAUUUUUUCAAUUAGAACUUUUAUGUCUGAAAACACUUGCCAUUUAAGACAUGCAUUAUUUGCUAAACAUACUAUAGGCUACACUUGUAAGAUAUCCUUAACUUUUAGAAAAUAUCAGGUGGAAUCCACUUUCAUUCAUACAGGUUUGAGUUAUUUUCUUAAUUUCUUGCAUUACACUUCCAUAAAAAAAAAAUAUUUCUGCAACUUCCUGGUAAAUAGUGUCCUUUAAGAUCCAUCAGAGUUUGGGGUUUGUUCAGAGAAACGUCUCCACAAAAAAUUCACACACACGCACAAAUCUCUUAAUGUGGAGGCUACAGAAUACCACGGGAACACAAAAUAAACCCUUUAUAGGAACCUCUAAUACACAACACCAAUGCCAUUGAAUCCUGAGUUGUAUUUACGGUCAAUGGUAGAAUGUACGGUGGAUCUUGUUGCAAAUAAACUAAGGUACAUUUUGUUUAUCAAACGUCUUACCUGUGACUUAAAAAAGUUCUUGAGCACAUCAACACAUUGUAUUUAAUUCCUCAAUUUGUAUUUAAAGCUUGCCAAGCCCUUUAAAAAUGUACUAUGUGGGAACAGUUAUUUGUUUGGCCAAACAGCCUCUUUUUCGGAUGGGUCCUCUUUCCCUCAAAAUUCUAACCUACUUGAGAAUUGUAUUUUAGCUGAGAAUUUAUUAAAUCAUGACGUCUAAGAUGAAAGGGAACUAAUAAAAAGUCCCUGCGCUGCCGUGAUAGGCACGACAUUUCGCACAUAUUCACAAUAGUCAAACGUGUAUGGUGUUUAUUAUCUAGUGCUCCAUGACUAUUAAAAUAAGUUUUUUACAUACAUAUAACAACUUGAAUACAGGGUGUUGUUUUUUUUUUACGCAACACAAAUAAUUACAAGUAUUGUGAGGUUGAUUACUAUAUUGAAUUUAUAUUAAAUCUUAAAUUAGGAUAAACCUACAUUAGUUACAUGUCUCACAAAGUUACAUAAACUAACUGAUAUAUUAAUUUAAGUAUAUUUGUUAAUUGUUGUAUCACUAGUGAA
Molecule: messenger RNA, 4171 nt
Organism: Macrosteles quadrilineatus (aster leafhopper)
Lineage: Eukaryota; Metazoa; Arthropoda; Insecta; Hemiptera; Cicadellidae
Product: zinc finger protein 708-like
Exons: 3
Coding region: 1815-2720 (301 amino acids)
Source: RefSeq, a predicted model, not a curated record